Messenger RNA from Silurus meridionalis, 884 nucleotides. Its product is annotated as trypsin-2-like. Gene Ontology annotation, biological process: proteolysis. The coding region runs from base 64 to 801 and encodes 245 amino acids. NCBI's taxonomy places the organism in Eukaryota, Metazoa, Chordata, Actinopteri, Siluriformes, Siluridae. The transcript has 5 exons. Gene Ontology annotation, molecular function: serine-type endopeptidase activity. The record is from RefSeq and is a predicted model, not a curated record.
CACUGCUAUAAAUGCAGCAGACUCGAGACUAUUGUGUCUGGACAGGUGAACACAGUGAACAGCAUGUUGAUUUUACUGGUAGCUCUUCUGGGUGCUGCAGCUGCAGCACCAUUGGAUGAUAAGAUAGUUGGUGGUUAUGAGUGUCAGGCUCACUCUCAGCCCUGGCAGGUCUCUUUGAACAUUGGCUAUCAUUUCUGUGGUGGUUCCCUCAUCAAUGACCAGUGGGUCGUCUCUGCUGCUCACUGCUGGAUGGAUCCCUAUAGUCAGAUAGUGAUUCUGGGUGACCAUCACAUUUGGAAGUAUGAAGGCACAGAGCAGUACAUGGCUGUGAAUGCCAUCUACUGGCACCAGAGCUAUGACUACCAGACGUUGGACUACGACAUCAUGCUGCUAAAGUUAGCCCACCCUGUAACAAUAAAUGACUUUGUGAAGCCUGUUGCUCUGCCCACUACAUGCCCCACUCCAGGGGAGAUGUGUACGGUGUCUGGUUGGGGCAACAUCUACACAGACUCAGUGUUCAACCCAUUCAACCUCCAGUGUGUAGAGGUUCCUAUCCUUUCUCAAGAAGUGUGUGAGAAAUCAUAUCCAGGACAAAUCACAAACCACAUGGUGUGUGCUGGAUAUCUUGAAGGAGGCAAGGAUGCCUGUCAGGGUGAUUCUGGAGGUCCUCUGGUGUGCAACCGUGUCCUACAUGGCAUUGUGUCCUGGGGUUAUGGCUGUGCUCAACCUGAUUAUCCUGGUGUCUACACUAAAGUGUGUUCUCUUCUACCAUGGAUCAAUGAGAUUCUUAGCAACUAUUAGUCCUCCAGUCUAGGGCUAAUUGUAGUUACUGAGAACUUGUCACCUCAGUUAAGACUGCAAAAUAAAAAAUAAUAUUUGUCUUA